Molecule: messenger RNA, 5400 nt
Organism: Pantherophis guttatus
Lineage: Eukaryota; Metazoa; Chordata; Lepidosauria; Squamata; Colubridae
Gene: BRSK1
Product: BR serine/threonine kinase 1
Biological process (GO): intracellular signal transduction; protein phosphorylation
Cellular component (GO): cytoplasm
Molecular function (GO): ATP binding; protein serine/threonine kinase activity
Source: RefSeq, a predicted model, not a curated record
CUGCCUUUGUUCCGCCAAGGGUUAACCUGGAUUGUGUCUGUCACCCAGUUGCCCGGAUGCUGAUGUAAGGGGAGAGCUCGAGAGAUCCCUUCAGAUUGCAGUGAGAGGAGGCGAAGGACCAGCCUGGGAGAAGAGCCUCGCCAGGAACAUCCUUCAUCCACAGCAUCGUCUGGACCAGCUGAAUGAUGCUGGUACCCGGGCUGUAGCAUUCUUCCUUCUUCUCUACCCUCCCUUUCCUGAUGCCGAGAGCAUCUCCCUCCUGCUAAACCCAUCAGGAUGCCGGCCUCGGUAUUGUCCCUAUAGGGGGGCACUGGGGGGGCCUUGCCUCGCCUUGCUGUACCCCUUCCCAUCCCACCACCCCCUGUUUCUGAUUGUUGCUCAGAAGGGCGACAGACAAAAGCCAUGUCCGGUGGCAAAGAAGCAGGUGGGGUCCACCCUUACCAGUCGCAACAGAGCCAGCAACAUGCUCAGUAUGUGGGGCCCUAUCGGCUGGAGAAGACUCUGGGGAAAGGGCAGACCGGUCUGGUGAAGCUGGGCGUACACUGCAUCACAGGGCAGAAAGUUGCCAUUAAGAUAGUGAACCGAGAAAAGCUUUCUGAGUCUGUACUGAUGAAGGUGGAACGGGAAAUUGCCAUUCUGAAGCUGAUUGAACACCCUCACGUACUCAAACUUCAUGAUGUCUACGAGAACAAAAAAUACUUGUACCUCGUCUUGGAACAUGUCUCAGGAGGUGAACUUUUCGAUUACUUGGUGAAGAAAGGGCGCCUGACCCCCAAGGAAGCUAGGAAGUUUUUCCGACAAAUUGUCUCGGCUUUGGAUUUCUGCCACAGCUAUUCUAUAUGCCACCGAGACUUGAAACCUGAGAAUUUAUUGCUGGAUGAGAAGAACAACAUUCGGAUUGCAGAUUUCGGCAUGGCCUCCCUGCAGGUCGGAGAUAGCCUGCUGGAAACAAGUUGUGGUUCUCCUCACUAUGCAUGUCCAGAGGUGAUCAAGGGUGAGAAGUAUGAUGGACGUCGCGCGGACAUGUGGAGUUGUGGUGUCAUCCUCUUCGCCCUCCUGGUGGGGGCGCUACCCUUUGAUGAUGACAACCUACGGCAGCUUUUGGAAAAAGUGAAACGUGGGAUUUUUCACAUGCCCCAUUUCAUUCCGCCAGACUGUCAGAAUCUCCUGCGGGGCAUGAUUGAGGUGGAGCCAGAGAAACGCCUCAGUCUGGAACAGAUUCAGAAACACCCGUGGUUCUUGGGAGGGAAGAAUGAACCAGAACCAGAACAACCAAUCCCUCGGAAGGUAGCGAUCCGACGGAUUCAGUCAGUCAGUGAGCUGGACCCUGAUGUGUUGGAUAGCAUGCACUCGUUGGGAUGUUUCCGUGAUAAGAACAAGCUAAAGCAAGAGUUGCAAAAUGAAGGAGAAAAUCAGGAGAAAAUGAUUUAUUACCUUCUGCUUGACCGCAAAGAGAGAUAUCCCAGCUGUGAGGAUGAGGACCUGCCGCCACGCAAUGAUGUUGACCCUCCUCGGAAGCGAGUUGACUCCCCUAUGCUGAACAGACAUGGCAAACGCCGACCUGAGCGGAAGUCCAUGGAAGUGUUGAGUGUCACAGAUGGUGGUUCUCCAGUCCCAGCCCGACGGGCCAUAGAGAUGGCACAACAUAGUCAGAGGUCUCGAUCUGUAAGUGGUGCCUCCACUGGCUUAUCUUCUAGUCCCCUCAGUAGCCCCAGGAGCCCCAUCUUCAGCUUCUCUCUCCCAUCACCUCCCCCUGCCCCUGUGAAGACUCAGACGCUUCCUGCCAAGGGCAGCCCAGCAAGGGAGGGGGCCCUCCAGAGUCGAUGUUCCACCCCCUUCCCUCUGCCUCCCAACUCUCCACCCCCUCACCCACCCUCCUCUCCCCAUUGCUUUUUCCCCUCUACUAAACCCCCACCCAAAUCUGUGCUGCAGGUCACUCCCCACCCCUCCCCUCGGGGAAGCCCCCUCCCCACUCCGCUCGGCACUCCUGUGCACACGCCUAAAGAGAGCCCCAGCGGCACUCCGUGCGGGACGCCCCCAAGCAGUCCUGGUGUGGCCGGCGUGGCAUGGAAAACCCGCUUGAACUCUAUCAAGAACAGCUUCCUUGGUUCCCCACGCUUCCAUCGUCGGAAACUGCAAGUUCCCACACCAGAAGAAAUGUCUAGUCUUACACCAGAAUCAUCCCCAGAGCUUGCCAAGAAAUCCUGGUUUGGAAAUUUUAUCAACUUAGACAAAGAGGAACAAAUUUUUGUGGUCAUCAAAGACAAACCCCUGAGUUCCAUCAAGGCAGAUAUUGUACACGCCUUCCUCUCAAUCCCCAGCCUGAGUCACAGCGUUAUAUCCCAAACAAGCUUUCGGGCUGAAUAUAAAUCAUCGGGUGGCCCCUCCGUCUUCCAAAAACCUGUCAAGUUCCAAGUUGACAUCAGCUACUCCGAGGGGGGAGAGGCACACAAGGACAGUGGGAUCUACUCAGUCACCUUCACUCUCAUCUCAGGUCCCAGCCGUCGGUUUAAGCGGGUUGUGGAAACGAUUCAGGCACAACUACUCAGCACACAUGACCAGCCUUCCGUGCAAGCCCUUGCAGACGAAAAGAAUGGGCAGCAGCUCCGUUUCCCAGGCACCCCAACCCGCAGCUGCCAGCCGUCUCGCCGCUCUGAAUCAGACAUCCCAACUGAACAACAUCGACAUGGCUCCAAGGACAAGAAGCUUGUCUCCUCUAACGGGACUCAAGUCCAGCAACCACAAACUCCGUCCCCACAGCAGCCAUGACAUAUGGAGCAGGAGAGCAGUACAUGGGUGGCUGGGGGGGAAAAAGCAGCUGAAAGAAGCCACCUCCAGCCCCCUGGAAAUAACUAAAGCCACCCCUAAUGGACAGGAGGAGCCAACCAGCCCCAUCGAUGGGUCAAGGCCCACCAGGGACGCAAGGGACAGGGUGGGAAGAUGGAGAUUGGUCCAGAUUUAAUGACCCCAACUCACCCUGGGGCAAAAAGGGGCCAUGUUGGGAGAGGCCCAUACUGUGAACUUGUAAAUAGCUAACGAAGAACAGAAAACAGAACAAAUCCACAAAAGAACAAGAGGUGGGCGGGAAAACACAACAUGGAACCGAAAACAAAGACAAUGGACUGAAGGGGAAAAAACGGAAAACACACAUGAGGAGAGAAACCGGGCAGGAGCCGGUGGGGGUGAGGGAUUUAAUCUGAUUCCUUUAGUGGGACGGUGGGGGUCUUUAUUUUCUCAAACCCUUUCAGACCCCCUCCUCACUUUCUUGCCUUGAGACUUAUUUUUCUCCCCCCCCUGCUUUUUCUUCUGUAGUAUUUACAGUAUCAUGGUGGCAUUAAGCUAAAAUUAUGAGACAGAGCUAGUAGGAAGAUGUCCUGUGUAGGAAAGAAAUUAAAAGUUUCCAUUCCCGUUUCUUUUUCUUCUUUUUGAUUUUUUUCCAUUUUAUGUAACCGGUCAAUGUUUUAAAAACAUUUUCAUGAGUUGGGGUGAAAAUAUUUACCAGAAUUCUAAUAAACAUUUUGUUACAAGACAAACUUUUGAAAAAUUCUCCCCUAAAUCUGUAUUUAAAAAAAAACAAAUAAGCCAAAUCUAAAUGUGAAAUAUGGAAUCAAAUUAGAAAUUCAGGAUCCAGAAAUUCAGACUACGUUGUGCUUAUACUAUAGUAUACUUACGGGCAGCUGGCAUUUUGGAAAUUUACUCAAAAAAUAAAUGGGAAAAGUAAGUAAGUAAAGAAAGAAAGAAAUAAAAAUGCCGAAUGCCAAGAAUUACCUAAAGCUUCAAUAAUAAAUACAGUACAGUUUCAAAUCGCAAUUUUUGGAAAAUCAGCAAAUAUAACCUGUGCAUGGCCAGGAAUAGUCAAUAGCAUUAAAAACGAGCCAUCUGAGUUUGCAAAACAAUUGUAGCACAGUGUAGUUAUAUUCUCCAUUCUUACUCCAACUUGGGUUCUGAACUAAUGUGAAUGCUCUUUAUUCCAAUUAAAUGGAUUUGGGGAACUUUCAGAUUUGGUUUUUAUUGUGCACUUCUCCUGCUUUGUAUCACAGCUCUUUAAGGAGGUCAUUGGCAGAUUUUAAAUUGUGACUGUAUUAAGGGCAAAUGGCUAUUUUAAGAGAGGAAUUCUUUUUUUUUUCAGCUGUCCCUGAAUUUAUAAAAGAAACAUGAGUAUAUUUCAUAACAUAACAUCCCAUCCUAUUCUAUUUUUGACUGUGUCCUUCUAUUGCCAAAAUUAGGGGUUUUUAAAAGCAUUUCUAUAAUUUCUGCUAGCUGGCAAUAUCUCAACAAUUGAAUAUACCCACUAAUCUCAGCUUCUCAUUGGCUCUGUCUCAUGUAAUUUUAGCAGCCCUGACAGAACACUUUAACUCUUAAAUGGGCUAUAUACAAUCCAACUCCUUUCCCAAGGCCUCUGUCCUUUUUGCAAAGGGCCCGGUCCCCUUCCCACACAAGGCUGUCCUCUCUCUCUCUCUCUCUCUCUCUCUCUCUCUCUCUCUCUCUCUCUCUCUCUCUGUGUGUGUGUGUGUGUGUGUGUGUGUGUGUGUGUGAGUGAGAGAGAGAGAGAGAGAGAGAGAGAGAGAGGUUGAGAAGGAAAUCAUGAGUAGAGGGUAGUGAGUUAUUGAUUGAAGAUAGCAGGAAGGAGGGUGUCUCAUAAAACGGAGACAAUUUGGAUUAUAUGGUUGAAGUUGCCAUCUUGACUUUUUUUUUUUUUUUUGACAAGCCUCUCCUUGCCCAGGAUGCCCCUGAAAGGCAGAAGAUUGUGAGGACACCAGGGUUAGGACCUGCUGCUUCAACAUUGUCAACAUUUGAACAAGGGGCAUUGAACAACAUUAGGACCUGCUGCCUCAAUAUUUGAACAAGGGGCAAACUUCACAAAAAUUAGUAACUGGGAUGGAGAGAUGGGAGCCAAAAAAAACCCCUAAGGUUUCAUAACUCAAUGUGCAGCAAGAUAUUCAUCCUUGAUCCUACAUCUUGGAGCCUUGAGGUAGGGUAGGUUAUGGGAAGUCUCCAAAAUCAAUCCUAUUUCUUUUUCCUCCUUCCCAUCCUGUUCGAGUAGAUUCUUUCUCUCGGCUGGGAGGGGAAGCACAAGCUGUAAGGAAAGGCAUAUGUUGGUGUGGACAUAGACUGGAGAGAAUUAGAUGUCAUCCACAUCCCUUCUGCCCCGUUUCCUAGCUGGGUCUGCCCAUCUCUUUUAUGAAUCCAUUCUUAUUGUUUGUAUACACACAUAUGAAAAUGCACACACACACCAUCCUGGUAAUUUCCUCUUCCCUCUGAUAGUCCAUGUUCUGUCAUCCCUGGGAAGGAAUCUAAAUAUAUAUAUUUAGAUCAUAUAUAUAUGAUCACUCAAAUUCUUUUGCUGCCGAGAGCUGAGUGGUUCUGUCUUGAAUACGGAUAAAAUCAUCAACAAGGUCU